Menidia menidia (Atlantic silverside) is the source of this 6319-nucleotide messenger RNA. The record is from the annotation of a GenBank genome assembly. Lineage: Eukaryota; Metazoa; Chordata; Actinopteri; Atheriniformes; Atherinopsidae.
AUGUCUUGGCUUAGAGGUGCCAAGGUGUUCCUGAGUCUGCACAGAACACCCACACGAUGUCGGCAGUUGCUCCGUUCGAUGAAAAUGCGGCGGCAUAGAGUGUUCUUGCUGUGCACGGUGGGUCUGUGCGUCAUCUCAUUUCUUCACUACUACAAGGCCCUCCACUACGUCUCCCUGCUGCGAGAACUCUCCGCUCCAUACCCCAACAUCAAGUCCUUCAUCAUGGUCACCGGUUUCUUCUGGAGGGAGAAGGGAGCAGCAGCCACCCCGCUCAGCCCCGCCUCCCCCGAAGAGGCCCCUCCCUUACCUGCCCUCCGCCACUCGGACAUUAAACCCAGCGGAGGGGCAGGUCCCGGAGGAGGUGGUAGAGGGGGAGGGUUGGACCUAGAGGAUCAGGGUACCGUGAUAGGAGGACCUGGCAUCGUUGGCCACGCGGGGCUUGAGAUGCAGCCGAGAGAGGAGCCAGAGCCUCCCCAUCCCUGGGAAAAACCAGCGGAAAACCAGCUGGGAGAUCCACCAAAAGAGAGAAGAGCUGAGGACCACCAUCCAGAACCUAUUGGGCCAGACUUCCAGGACCAGCCAAGAAAAGAGCACAAAGUGGUGUUCCAUAGGGAUCAGCAGUCGGACCCCUCCUUGGGGGACAUUCACACUCGCACUCACCUGCUUCAGAACGAUAAAACGGCUUACUUUGUCCGUACCAAAGCGGGAGCCCUUUGCUUCAGGCAGGGCACCGAGGUGGCCGCCUCCAAGGAGUACUCUGUUAAAUCAGCGGCGGCGGCGCAGAACGAGGCGGGGGAAGCGGUCCGUGCUGCUGCCGCCGCUGCCCAACGGAAGCCUCUGGAACUCCAGCAGAAGCCCUCCAUCACUCCGAAGGCCAAGCCGCGAUCAAGAGGCAACGGGAAGCGGCUGGUCAAGUGCGUUUGUCGGCCGGGGUGGCACGGACCUUACUGCGGGGUUCCCACUAUGGUUUACCACUCCAAUUUGCCAACGAAGGAGCGACUGACCCCCAGGGAAACGCCACGGAGGGUGAUCAAUGCCAUCAACAUCAACCAUGAGUUUGACCUGCUGCACGUGCGCUUUCACGAGCUCGCACAGGCUGUAGAUUUGUUCCUCAUAUGCGAGUCGAACUUCACGGCCUAUGGAGAAAGGCGGCCUCUGAGUUUCCUGCGGCUCCUCCUCAAUGGCACGUAUGACUACAUACGUCACAAGAUUCUAUACGUAUUCCUGGACCACUUCCCAGAUGGGGGUCGGCAGGAUGGCUGGAUCGCAGACGACUAUUUGCGCACCUUCCUGACACGCAACGGGAUGUCCAGAGUGCUGGGGGCCAGGUCGGACGAUGUCUUUGUCAUUAAUGACGCGGAUGAAAUCCCAGCCCGCGAGGGCCUCCUUUUCCUCAAGCUGUUCGACGGUUGGACAGAACCCUUUGCCAUCCACAUGCGCAAGUCGUUGUACGGCUUUUUCUGGAAGCAGUUUGGGUCCCUGGAGGUGGUUUCGGGCUGCACGUUGGGCAUGCUCCGCGACGUCUACGACGGCGACGGCAUCAAGCUGCGGCGGCGGGAAUAUUACACCAUGCCCGGCUUCCGGAAGUACGAGAACGACACGGGCCACAUCCUGGUCCAGUGGUCGGUGGGCAGCCCCUUCCACUUUGCCGGGUGGCACUGCUCCUGGUGCUUCUCGCCCGAGGGGAUCUAUUUCAAGCUGGUGUCGGCGCAAAACGGAGACUUCCCCCGAUGGGGCGACUAUGAGGACAAGCGUGACCUCAACUACAUCCGCGAACUGAUCCGGACCGGGGGCUGGUUUGACGGCUCCCUGCAGGAAUAUCCCCCCGCGGACCCCAAAGAGCAUAUGUACGCCCCCAAGUACAUGCUGGAGCACUAUGACAGGUAUCGCUACCUCCUGGAGAACCCUUACAUUAAAGUGUCCAGACCGAGUGAGGACUAGUGGAUCGGCUGGACUGAAAUAUGUGAAAUAAGGAGUACGGCCCCGGGGAGGCCUCGGCACCGAGCUUUGCUAAUGAAAUGGUACAGAUGACCAUCUCUCAUUGGAGCUAAGUGUGUUUCCACACAGACAACUCUGUGGAGGGAUAAGUCAUUAUUUUGGGUUAAAAAAAGGGAACACUGAAUCACACCGUUCAUGCAUUCACAGAGAGCAUCGGCAGGUUGUGAUCACUGGAGAAACUAAAUCAGAGAUUUCCCUGUUAAUGGAAAGGCAAAGCUAUAACUCUUGUCGUCAUCUUGGCCAUCAUCUCCUUUCUUCCCUCACCUUCCAGUUGGACACAACUGUUCUCUAAAGGAAAGGGGCAGCUCAAAAAAAAAAAAAAGCCAGGGAUAUUUUUGCAGGAAUGUUUAACCUGUGGAGAGGACAAACUCUGAAGUGAAGGACUGUUUUAUUUUUGUUUGUUUUGUUUUGUGUGUGUGUGCGUGUGUGUGUGUGUCUGCGUUUACUGAAGUUUACAAGCCAGCUGAUGUUCCUGCUUCACUCACCACCUUCAGAUGUCUUCCUGUCGCAUUUAGUCAUCUCCCUCCAAAACGUGACUCGCGUGCACGUUUCACGUCGCGUUAUUCUUGGGUCUCUGACGCCUCCUCAAACCCUGCCACGUUAGAGGAACGACCAGUGGGCACGCACAGGCGCCCACUCAUGACAUGCACCUUAGACGAUUCUGUGUAAACGGUGUGCGCAGGAAACACUAAGAAAGGAAGAUUCCCGUGGAGAAGAAUAUCAAAGAGUGGAACGGCGCGAGUGUGGAAGUGUGUGGACGUGUUUGCCGGAGCUUACGGAUAGAUCUGAAUAAAUUAUGCUCAGCUCCAUUAUCGUGCGUCCGAUCGGAGAACAAUCGGGACAUGAUCAUCACUCAUUUUUUGUGUCCGGCUUUGUUUCCUUGGAAACUAGCAUAUGUGAAAAGGGAGACAGGAUCACUUUUGCUAAGGCGAGUGGGUGGGUUCAAUCCACUGAAGUAGCUGCAAUGUUCAGAUGAGGUCAGCACUGCAAAAGUCCCCUUAGUAAGAAAUUCAGUUUUAUAAUUGCAUCUUAUAAAAGGAGUCUGACAACGAGUCCUACGCUUCACCUGUUUCCCUGGUCUUGUCCUUUCCCUUUUAGCAUCACUACAGUCUGUUUUUUUCUGUUUUUUUAAAUUAUCUGUAGUCUUGUCUCUCUUGGCUUGCUUACCCCAUCCCUUCUCAAUGGGACAGGGUGUCUGUUAACAUAGUGAUGCUCUGAGAUCACCAACAUAUGACCGUUUAGGCUCCUGCCUCCUGUCUCCUCCCGGCAGUAAACAGCUGUUCACAUAGCCGGAGGCUCAAAUUCCCAACAGAACUGUUUCGUGGGCGGUGACGGUGUGGACAAUUCAAUGUACCUUUUCCCUUUGGGUACAUUCGAAGUAGGGUUGGCUUUGUCCUUGCACAGAGCAGGACAAUAAUGACAGUGAUGUUUACAGUAGGACUGAGCCGUAGGAAGACUGAGACAAGGAAAAGGCAAACACAAAUCGAUAUGGAUGCUUGGACUAGAUUUACCACCUGCUUUUUCAGUUUCUGUCUGUGUAACUCGGCUUAUAAGCAGAUGAUAAUUAAAUCACAGGCCUUAACAAAAUGAAUAAAAAUGUUUCAAAGCCUGAACAGGCUAAAGUCUGAUAGAGUAGGUUAUUAUUUAAUUCAGAUAUUAAACGCUGGUCAAAUUGAUCCAGUAUCUUCAGCCUUAUUAUCUUCAUGCUUGUCAUCUAAAAUCUUUUUUAUUAAAUCCAUACAUUAGCCAAGUUUAAUGGGUGGUAUUUUCGAAUCUUCUGACCACUUUCCGGCUCUCUGUUGAUCACCUUAAUGGCUUCGCAAAUGGCUAAUCGCACGGUGGGAAAAUGAGAUAAGCCGGUAGGGGACUUGACAGUUGUUUGGUCUGUGCUGCUGGCUCGACGGCAGCGUGGUCUGUGGCAGCAGCUGUUUCUGGUUUGGCAUUGGUCUCCAGAGCCAAAGUGUCCUCUAAAUCCAGAGGCUCUACAAAGAAAUGAGCCCUAAAUAGAAUUUGAAAUGGGACAAACACAAAAUAUAGUCAACAUUUGUCUAAAAAUUUGAUUUCUUACCUUUUGAAAGGUUGAUUUGUCAUAAUUGAUGGAAGAACAAUUAAAUGGCUUGCAAAGUGAGAUAGGUGGGAACCUGAUAUCCAGUGCAUUUUCCAGAUUGUAACUAAUGACGAUCCAUCUUUAACUCAGCCAGUGGCUCUUCAUUUAUGUGUCCCACUGUUCGAAGGGAUUUUUGGCAUUCCAGGAAAAGGGACAUGUUAUUGAUUAUUAUCUCAAGCUGUUCACACAGAGUACACCAAACUAUUUAAUCUGAUUUUCACUAAAUAAAUACAGCUUCCCCACAUCACUCAGAUACUGAGGUCUCAAACCACAGUAAAUAAAUGAAGUCCCUCUUCAUCUUGUGUCGGGAAAACUUUUUCGGCCCCGCCCGUACGCCUUUUAUUUGCCAACAGGACAGAAAAAGCUUUUCAGAAAUGCAAUUGUGUCCCAUCAAGGGUUGGGUUGGAUAAUUGCGCUUAAGCUCUGCCAAGAGGCAUUUAACCCAACUAACUCCCUAUUUUCAGCUGGCUGUAAUCAGACAGCACAUCGAGUGAACAACGCACGCGUUGUCAUAUCUAGACGUGUUUGUGUGUCUGUGUGCAUAUAGUCAACAGGCGUCUGGCUCGUGCCAAAUAAGGGUGUCGGCGAAACGCAAGCCAGGGUUAUUUUGCUUUGCCUGCUGGUUCUGUAUCACCAUGGCAACGCCCCCCCCUUCUUAGUUCCUGAGAUCCCUAACAGCCUGAGGUCAUCCAUCAAAAUUGCAGGCCAGUAGUCUAAAUGAACAAGUACAGACAAUCCUAAGAAACAUUUUCUCUGGUUGAGUUGUUUCUGAGCAUUUAUAAAGAUUCUUUGUAUCUGUUCUGAUCCUGCUCAGUAGAUUGGAGAUAACCAUACUGCUCUUCUCAUUUAAUCAAACCACAAGUCAACCUACAACUACAGUUAGUCUGCAAUGAAUUUAAAAAAUUGAGAAAGAAGGAAAAACUAAUGAUGCAAAAGUUACAUUUUAGGAACACAGUCGACUGAACAUUUGUUUUAAAGUUACAAUAAUGAAACCCUCAUCUAGGUAUCAAGAAGGAAUCAGGUUUUAGAUAAAGGCAAAACCUUAAUUUCCAGUCUUUCUAUGUUGUGUAAAGGAUAUUUGCAGUGGGACAGUUUGUAGCUACGGCAGUUAAAUGAACAAACGCAGCAGCAUUUAGGUCAGUCUGUUUUGUUGCCGUCCAGAGACAAAUCUGAUCCUGUAUAGAUUGUUUUUUUACGCUCCGUGAAAUCAUUGCAGCCCCCGUGGGCCCCUGACAAAGUAGCCGAGGCAAGUUAGCCUUCCCCUCAACGUUUAUUUUACUACUGCUGCCUUGCUUUGAAGCUCCAGGAAAAGAGAGAGCUGCUGGCUAUACCGGGGCAUUUUCCAUCGUAAAGGUUUCAUGUUAUAUUUAACAAUUGUUUGAAAUAUUUGACCAAAGAGGCUCUGACCCAUCAGGUUUGAGAUGCAGACUGCAGGCUGCGGUAAACAAAGCUGCUUUCUCCUUCCCGGGUGGAACAGGGACAAUUAAUUAGGUGCAAACUGUAAAACAUUAAAUGAGAUGGAGUGAUCCUGCUGCAGACGGGUUUGGAGUUGGGUUGCUAGGAAACAGCUCAGUACGGGCUCUAGAUGCUCAUAGUUAUUGAUAUUGCCAACAGGAAAUGACAAUGUGGAAGGAGUUACAUUUUGGAGUGGUAUCAAUUUAGCACGUACGCUCUACGGUGGGUUGCUGACCUUCUAUAUGCACGCUCUCAGAUAUACCGUUUGUCAGGUCAUGUGGAGUUUUUUUUUAUAUUUUAGUUGAUUUCACAGCCUUAGUAUAGUUAGUAAAUUAUUACGUUUUCACAAUUUACCAAAAACAGAAUCGGAAAUAAUUUAAAACUCCCCAUUAUUGGCAUAACCCUCAUCUAAGAACUUUCACACCAAGCAUCAAUACAUGUUUGGAGCGUUCAGCUGCUCGUGCGUUUGGUCUCCGCAUGACCUACAGGGCUGAAUAGCUCACAGAUAUCUGACCGGCUGCCUGAAGGGCUCGCAUACCUUCAUGACUGUUGAUCCCUCCCAAAGCUGUGGCUUCCACCAAUUGAUCUUUUAAAAAAAAAAAAAAAACUGGCAGCAAGCAGGCCGGAAAUCAAAGAAAGGCGGGUGUGGGGUACAGAGAAAAGAGGGGCCAUUAUACUCCAGGUUUCACUUUGACUUUGCUCUUCAAGGAAUUUCUCUGGUUUAUUAUUAUGAAUGGCGAAGACUGUAAACAGGGAUUU